Messenger RNA from Penicillium daleae, 2904 nucleotides. RefSeq lists its product as uncharacterized. Gene Ontology annotation, molecular function: DNA binding. The record is from RefSeq and is a predicted model, not a curated record. Bases 1 to 2904 code for a protein of 967 amino acids. NCBI's taxonomy places the organism in Eukaryota, Fungi, Ascomycota, Eurotiomycetes, Eurotiales, Aspergillaceae. The transcript has a single exon.
AUGAUGGGAUACGGGGGUCAGGCCUUUCACCAUCAACAGGCGCAGCAGCAGCAACAGCAGCAGCAGCAGCAGCCUCAACAACCCCAUCAGGCAUCCCACGCCCAGCAUUCGCUGGGACCGCAGCGCCAGCAGCAUAUUCCAUCUCCAUCUUUGGGCGCGGCCCCAAAUUUGCCGCAACAUGGAGGCAGUCCAUUCCCCAGUACCAAACCCCUGUAUCGCGGGGGUCCAUCCCAACAGCAGGCAUUUUCAACCGGGCAAUCGCCUGAUAUGCGCAAAAUGGCCCCCGCAUCGUCGAGUCCAUUGGCGGGUUACCCCGCUGCGACUAGCUAUGGGCAGUAUCCAGGUCAGUUUGCGCAACAGGCCUCUCCCGACUUUAUGUCUCGUCCGGACUUUAUGACCCGUAAUUCGGAUCCCAUGGCCUUGCAAAACUUACAGCGUGGCUUUCAAAAUACCAUGACCCAUGUACGCGCAGGGCCAGGGAUGAGCUCUUCAACGGGCAUGACCCAAGGUCAUGGCAUGGGAAUUCCAUCACCUCAGCAAUCAUUGAACAGGCUCCCCCACUCGGGCAUCCAGCAAAGAGAAAAUCAUUCUUCUGCCAGUCCAUCUAUGGCCAGUCCCUCAAUGUUCGCUAUAAAUCAGCAGCGCCAGCAGCCACAAUCCCAACCACAGUCACCCCAGCAAACACAGCAGCAAUUGCACCAAUUCCAGCAACAGAGACAGCACCAGCAGCAGCAGUACCAGCAACAGUACCAACAACAGCAGUACCAACAACAGCAGGAGCGUCUUCAGCAGCAAAGGUUAGAGCAACAGAAGCAACUCCAACAGCAGCGCCUUGAAGAGCAACAGCGCCUAGAGCAACAGAAACAGCAGGAACAGCAAAAACUGGAACAACAGCGCCAGGAGCAGCAGCGCAUAGAGCAACAGCGUUUAGAACAGCAACGCGCUGAGCAACAACGCGCUGAGCAGCAACGAGCUGAGCAGCAACGUCUUGAGCAGCAGCGCCUGGAACAGCAAAAGCAGCAGGAACAGCAACGACUGGAGCAGCAGAGAAAGCAGCGCCUUGAACAGCAGCGGCUGGAACAAGAGCAAAAACAACAGUUAGAGCAGCAACAAAAACAGCAGCUGGAGCAACAGAGGUUACAAAAGUUGCAGCAACAGACUAUGGCGCAUAAUCCAUACCAGCAGCAGCAACACUCUCCAUUCGCACAACACUCCCAGAUUCCGUUCCAUCAAUAUCAGCCGCAUGCUCAAACUCAAAAUCAGUAUUCGCAGCAGCAGCAUCAGUUCCCUCAGGCCUCUCAACAGCCUCAUUUUGCCCAACCUCAACAGACGCAAUUCCAACACUACCAGCCCCCCUCACAGUCUGCAGUUGAAAAGUCUACCCGGCCUGCCGCGGUUGCUGCUCCUCCACCCGCGCAUGCGCCUGCGCCUAGUGGUAAUUUGACCAUCAAGCCUGAACAUCCGAGUCCAGCGCCAAAGAAAAAGUCAAAGCCUAGGCAAUCUACAGCUGCGCAGACUUCAAAUCAACCUCAAGCCACUCCUCAGCCCCCACCUCAGUCUCAACCUUUGGCCCAUUCUCAGGCUCAUUCUCAGGCUCAUUCUCAGGCCCAUGCUCAGGCCCAUGCUCAGGCCCAUGCUCAGGCCCAACAUCAGGCUCAAGUUAUACCGAACGCUCCUGUCCCCGUUACUGCAACGACUGGCGCACCAAUGCAGACAAAUGGGCAAGUGCAAGCACAAGCAGCUACUGCGCCAGCAGCCGGUGGUGUACCCCUUAACCCAGCGGUACCUGUGAAACGCAAGCGCGGCCGCCCAAGGAAAGAGGAAGUUGCAGCCAGACAAGCGGCGGCGGCCGCUGCGGCAGCAGCAGCAGGUCAUCCUCUCCCACAACCUGGACAGCCAUUCGAUCCCACGAUGGCUUCCUCUGCAUCAGGCUCCGCUGGAGCGCCCGGCUCAACCCCUCAAAUGACGAUCGGCCCCGAUGGAAAGCCGCAACUUCCCAAGCGUAAACGUGGUCGCCCUCGCAAGGCUGAUCAGAUCGCCUGGGCGAAAUUAACUGGCCAACCCCUGCCACCGCCGAAACCGAAGAAACCGUCUGCUGCAAAGAAACCCGGUACUGGCCGACCUCGUGGUAGGCCUCGUAAAGCUGAUUUGGCUGCGGCGGCUGCGGCUGCGGCUGCGGCCGCCGCCGCGGGCGAAGGUGGCGGUGGUCAGGCACAGGGAGAGAGCAAGUCGCAGACGAGUGACAAGGUUGACACGAAUGGCGCUCAAAAGCGCUCAGCGCCCGCUGACGAUGACCCACGCAAGCGAGCUUGCCCAACGCCUCCAUACCCUCAACAAGGCCAGCCUCUGCCUCCAGCCCAACAACAGGGACAGCAAUUGCCGGCUCAGAGCCAAGCACAUUCGCAACAAAAUCAGGCACUGCCGAUGCAGCAGCAACACCAUGGAAUUCCACAAAAUCAACACAUACCGCAGCCAGGACAGCAUAUGGGACACCAACCUGGUCAGCACCUGCAACAACAGCAGAACCAGCAACACCCACAGGGUCAGCAAUUGCCUAUGCAAGGUGGUCAUCCGAUGUCUUUGCCCCCACACAUGCAGAUGCAUCCACAAGCUGGUGUUCACCCUUCCCGACAGACGCCAUCCCAUCCGUACAUGCAAACCCAAAUGCCUUCGAUGCAGUCUCCGAUGCAGCAGUCGCCAAUGCAACUUCCCCAGCCAAUUCACGGCCACCCUUCACAUCCGGGCCAGCAGCAGCAACACCAGCAGCAGCAGCCAGUGCAGGGCCAGCACUUUGCUCAAAGUCGUGCCCCCGCUCAGCAGCAGAACCGAGCUCCACCGGCUCCAGCACCGCAGCAUCAGCACCAACAUACCUUCCAGGUUCAGCUCCAGCCUCAGACAACCUAA